ACUAUAUCAGUGUGAAGGUCUCUUUGUAAGCAGAGGCUGGAUGGCCAUCUAUUGAGAGUGUUUUGGUUGUGUCUUCUUUGAUAGCAGAAGGUUGGACUGCAUGGCUGUUGGAGGAGUCUCUUCCAUUGCUAGCGUUCUAUGACGGAAUCUGAGUCCUCCUCUAGAAGGCCUUUUGUUCCGACCCAAGAGGCCCGUUUGCCUGUCCAUCUCCAAGACGGUGCCCAAGACAAGCCCCGAGGAUGAAUGAAACUCCAUCUGGAGCGCAUAAAUGUGGAGACAACUGGUGCCGAGAGGGGCCUAUUUCGCGCCGCCUCCCUCCGCCCAGCUGCCGUCCCCUCAUCCGUCCCCACGUCCAGCCUGGAGACCAUGGCUGAUUGACACCUGGUUAGACUGGACUCAGCUGUCUCUGAUAUUUGACACACACAAAUGCCCACAGACACACACACACACAGAGAGAAAGACACGCUCCUCUCUAGGCUGCAGCCCUGGGAAAGGGGCACAAGUAUGCGAGAGAAGGAGCCGGGAGAAGAAGGAAAGGAAACUCGGGUCUUCCCAAGCCUCGAAGAAGCCUCAGAUGUCCCUUGGAGAGCAGGAUGGCCAAGUUGGCUCUACGAAGAGACGUCAUCACUGGGAAGAGCUUGACCCAUUGACCCGAUAGCCUGUGCUGUCUGGAGUAUCCCAAGUUUCGGACCAUUUUAGUAUCAUAAAAUCAUAGGAUUUGGAAGAGACCCAUCCGACGUGUCGUUCUCCCGCCUUGGGCCCAAAACAGAGACAUAAUUCACAAUUCACAUCCAACUGGCCCAAAGAGAAGAGCACUGUUUGCAGCUACAGGACUUGAGAGCAAGCAGAUCCGUCUCCAAACCUCGGGAAUAUGUCGGCUUUGCUGCAAACCACGGAUGGGAACGCCGAGGGGAUGCCGUCCAGGACGCGGACCGGGACGCCUAGUACGGAGAGCGGAGGAGAGAAGUGCAAGUCCUCCGACUCCAGCGGCGAAGAGGAACCAGACCGGGGUAAAAAGAAGCCGCGGAGGCAGCGGACCCACUUCACCAGCCAACAGCUGCAAGAGCUGGAGGCCACAUUCCAGCGGAACCGCUACCCGGACAUGAGCACCAGGGAGGAGAUCGCGGGAUGGACCAACCUCACCGAGCCCAGGAUCCGGGUUUGGUUCAAGAACCGGAGGGCCAAGUGGCGCAAAAAGGAGCGCCACCAGCAGCAGUCGGAGCUCUGCAAAGGGGGCUUCGGCCCGCAGCUCAACGGCUUCUCGGGCAACCCGUACGAGGACCUCUACCCAAGCUACGCCUACGGUGCCUGGGGCCCCAAGACUCUCCACGCCAGCCCCAUCCACGGCAAGGGCUUCCAGCUCUUCAACUCCAUGGGCCUCAAUGCCGCCUUUCCACCCCAGAGCGUCUUCCCUACCACCGGAGGCCCCUCCGCACCCGGCGUCCCAGCAUCACUGGAGAACUUCAACAGCCUGGUCAGCCCGGCGGGGCUUUCUGGACCCACAUACGGAGCCGGUGCCCCUUCACCCUACAUGUACAGGGACCCCUGUGGUGCCAGCCUGGGCGGCUUAAGACUCAGGGCCAAGCAGCCCCAGGCACCCCUCGACUACGUCGCACCACUCAACCCAUCCAGCAGCCCCAACUCUAGCCAGUAUAAUCCGGACAGGCCAGUGUGACGCUGGGACCCAAAAGGAGCCUGCCUGGAUGGCUAACAGACUGUUGGAACCAGCAUCCAGAAAAUGCUCUCGUUUUAUACUCUUAACUAGCUUGGGUACCCGCCGUUGCCUGGGUUAUUAGAAGAAGUCAUUUUUUAUUUUACAAAAUGCAUAAGGUUGUGGGUGAACUACAACUCACAUCAUGCCAGGUUAACCCCCUGAAACUCUAUCAAUACUUAAAGUUUGUCAUGCUGGGCAAAAUGUGCUCUAGAUGCAUCAUCGGUGGGGUUCAGUCUGCUCUUCAGCUGCAGGAUGAACUACAACUCCCACCGUGAUGGGUCAAUCCUGUCAAAUCCUUCCAGUAUGUUUAGUUGGUCAUGGGGGUUCUGUCUGCCAAGUUAGGUCCAGGUCUAUCAUCGGUAGGGUGCGGAGUGCUCUUUGAUUGCUGGUGAACUAUAAAUUCCAGUACCUACAAUUAACAAAUCUCAAGGCCAAUUCCACCACAAAUCCACCAGUAUUCAAAUUUAAGCAUAUUGGGUAUGGGUGCCAAAUUUGGUGCAGAUCAAUUGUUGUUUGCAUUCACAGUGCUCUCUGGAUGUAGGUGAACUAUAAAUCCUCUAAAUCAAGGCGAAUUUCCAUUGUCAGUGGGGGUCACACGUGAAUGUUAGGAAGACUUCCCUGGCCGUAAGAAGAGCUGUUCAGCAGAGGAACUCUCUGCCUCGGAGUCCAGUGGAAGCUCCUUCCUUGGAGGCUUUUAAAUAGAGGCUGGAUGUCCAUCUGUCAGGGGUACUUUGAUUGUGUUUUUGCUGUAUUGUAGAGGGUUGGACUAGAUGGCCCAUGUGGUGUCUUCCAACUCUACGAUUCUUUGAUUCUUCCUCCUCGCAGCCCUAGCCUUAUGUUCUUGUGUUGCAUUAUCAGCCCUAGCUAUAUGUUCUUGUACUGCAACAUAAGCACUACCCAUAUGUUCUUGUACUUCACCUCCCAUCAGCCCCAGCUAUAUGUACUGCACCAUCAGCCUUAGCCUUAUGCAUCUCCCAUUGGCCCCAAUGAUUUAUUUUUCCACUGCACCAUUAGACUAAGUUAUAUCUUCUUGUACUGCACCGCCUAUCAGCCCUAGCCAUAUCUUGUACUGCAUCCUCAGCUCUAAAGAUAUGUUCUUGUACUACACCUCCCAACAGCCCCAGUCAGUGUAACCUGUCUUGCUGGGUGUGGACAUUCAUUGUGACCAAAAGAAGAAUCCCAGAGGAGAAGGAAGACAAUAGGAAGAGAUGAAGGGAACCGUGAGGAGCAAAGCUGGCACAAACCACAUGGAUGUUGGUGAUGUUUGGUGACCUGAUUCAUCUUAUGGAAGCUUGGGCCUAGGACAAUUGCAUUUUAUGGAAACUUAGUUUGGGAAGGUCCAAGCUCUCCAUGGACACCGGUGUUGGGAAGGUCUAAGCCCUCUCCUCUAAUGCAUCUCAUGGAAGCCUACUGAGCAACCAUGGAGACCUUUGCCAUCAGUGAUGGUUGUUCUGUGUUCUCGUGGUGCAAAUUUCAUUCCUUCCUGCCUUCCUUAUCUUUUUUUAUGUGCUCCACUGCCAUGUAGUCUUCAAGGCACCACAUUCUGGGGCACCAAUGGAGAGAAAAAUAAACAUGGUGGAUUACCAAAAGUGGAAAACUAUUGUUGUUCUAUACCUUGCCUGCAGACUUCAGUUCCCUAUGCAGCACUCUUGGGCAGAGAAGGCUCAAGACCUUGUGAAACUAGAACUUCCAAAGGAUUCCUUGGCAGUUAAAGUGGUAUCAAGCUCCAUUUAUUCGGCAGUGUAGAUGCAUCCUUUGAAGACGUGUGGUCUUGCUGCAAAAUAGUCUGAAAACCUGGAUAGCUUCCUGUAGUUCAGGAGUGAGAAUCGUAUGGCUCUCUCAAUAUUAUUGGAUGCAAAAUCUAAUGUCUCUAGUCCAUUUAGCCCAUGGAAAGACGAAGAUAGAAGUUGUAGUCCAACCACAUAUAGAGAGCCAGAGAUAGUGCUGAUGGAAGUAGAGCAGCUUUCCUCAAUUAUUUUAUGAUUUAUUUACCUUAUUUCUACCCUGCCUUUCUCUACCCCGAAGGGGACUCAAGGCUGCUUACAUAUGGCAACCAUUAGACGCUUUGAAAACAUACAAACAAUGACUUAAAAAAAAUUAAAAUUAAUACAUAUUAAACAAUUAAAGCAUUUAAAAACAGUUACAUUCAGUAUUAGAAUAACAUCAUCCAAAAAUAAUAGUCCGAGGCCGUUCCGCCGUCAAAUUUUACGUAAUUCCAGGUCUACUAAUUGCUGAAAGCCUGAUCCCAGAGCCACGUUUUUACUUUCAAUCUGGAGUAAAUAGCUAUAGUUGACUACAGCUUCCAUUAUCCUCAGCCAGUUAUCGUCUCUUUUAUUUGUCUCCAAAACCUCAGGUGAAGCUAAGCCAGUGUCAACCCAAGAGAAACCUCUUGGAAGAAACAACAACUUUGAGGAUUAUGUUCCAAAUAUUUGGAAAACACCGUGCCAGUUCCAGAUGGCCCCAUAACCAAUGUUAGGUAUGGGGCUUUCUCGGUAAGGUGGCCUCCUUUCUGGUUCCCAGAAUCUCUUCAGGACAUUUUCUCAGGGACGUAUCUUGGUCCUCCUUGACAUCGGGUUGCCCUUGAAGACCACCUGCCUUACCCAGUUGGAAUUGCUGGGAAGUGCCGUCGGUAUAUUUAGAACAAAUAAAAGGAGAUACUCCA
Messenger RNA from Anolis carolinensis (green anole), 4376 nucleotides. Its product is annotated as pituitary homeobox 2. NCBI's taxonomy places the organism in Eukaryota, Metazoa, Chordata, Lepidosauria, Squamata, Anolidae. Gene Ontology annotation, cellular component: nucleus. The transcript has 3 exons. The coding region runs from base 872 to 1675 and encodes 267 amino acids. Gene Ontology annotation, biological process: anatomical structure morphogenesis; regulation of transcription by RNA polymerase II. The record is from RefSeq and is a predicted model, not a curated record. Gene Ontology annotation, molecular function: RNA polymerase II cis-regulatory region sequence-specific DNA binding; DNA-binding transcription factor activity, RNA polymerase II-specific.